Messenger RNA from Rotaria sp. Silwood2, 297 nucleotides. NCBI's taxonomy places the organism in Eukaryota, Metazoa, Rotifera, Eurotatoria, Philodinida, Philodinidae. The record is from the annotation of a GenBank genome assembly.
AUGGCACAAAUGACCAUUUCUGUGAUACAUAUUAUGGCUGGAUCCACUGACAUGGCACGCGGAGCAGCCGUAUAUAAUGACGGAGCAAGUGAAGGGGGCAGGCGGAUUGGUGAUGGUGGUGUUGGUAAAACAACAUUUGUUAAACGACAUUUAACAGGUGAACUUGAAAAGAAAUAUGAAGCUACUAUUGGUGUCAAUGUACAUCCUUUAAAUUUUCAUACAAGUUUUGAUGAAAUCAUUUUUAAUGUUUGGGAUACAGGAGGUCAAGAAAAUUUUGACGGUAAGCUAUUGAAAUAA